Messenger RNA from Hylaeus volcanicus, 1556 nucleotides. RefSeq lists its product as uncharacterized. The transcript has 2 exons. Bases 310 to 849 code for a protein of 179 amino acids. NCBI's taxonomy places the organism in Eukaryota, Metazoa, Arthropoda, Insecta, Hymenoptera, Colletidae. The record is from RefSeq and is a predicted model, not a curated record.
GUAUCGAUAAAUUAUCGAUAGUUGACCUUUGUUAUCACUUUUGAAACGCAUUAUCGUGAAAGAAAACUUACGUAGCCUUUGUAACUUUAAACUAGCACCAUUUUCGCGUUAUUUUUCUUUUGUUUUUACAUUGAUUUUCACCUGUCGCGCGCGGACGCAUUCUUCUAAUUGACAAAUGACCGUUCGCGGUUCUCGGAGAAAUUUGAUGAAAAAUCAGUCGUUAACUCUGCUCGAUAAAUUUUCUUUCGCCGACGAAAAUCAGCCCGAUGCAAUGACAUCGUAUACAAAUACAUUCGAGACGUUUGAAAAAUGGACGUAAAGACGAGUCGGUGCUUAAAGUGCGAUGGGGACGUGGUGGUGAACACCGAUCACUGCCCGAAAUGUGCGACUUCUCUCAAGUUCGCAAAGAAAUCUGCUGGCCCAGCAACGGUUAACGGUAAGGCGGAGGCGAUGAAAAUGUCCACUAAACCUCUGGAAGUUAACUAUGCGAUGCAAAUCGUUUCUAUCGGAGUUAGAUCCGACAACGUUUACGAGGCAAGGAUGUUGUUAGCCCCAGAGGUAGACAUGUCUUCGAUCAAAAUAACCGUGAAAGGGAACAACCUUCGCGUGAACGUAUGCAAGCCGUUGAACGACAAAAUCGUGAAUCAUCUGCCAGACAUCGCCGAAACAUCGGUUCUCGGCGAUCUAAUUAAAACAACGAUGAAACAUUGCGAAAAUCUUCUGAUACCGGACGAUAUCGAUGGCGAGAAAAUUCGCGCAGUGGUGGACAAUAAGCAAAGAAUGCUCGUCCUCACGGCACCCGCGAUCAAACCCAGUCAAACAAGAAAGAAAAUAAUCGUUAAAAAUUGAGAGAAAAUUCCGAAUUGCAAUUAUUUUCCUACUCUCGUUUGCGCUAUUGCGCGAAGCUAUCGGCGAUAAUCAGCGAAAUACGAAUCUCGAUGGAACGACUACCAUGGAUGAUCGGUGCUUGUUAAAAAUCGAUAACCUUCGAGCCAUGUACAGCCGUACUUAUAUAUGAUUUCCAAUGUAUUUUAGUCAUUUGUAAAUUUAUACCGAUCGCGUCAUGGACUAUUUACCGCGCCAUUGUCGCGAAAACGCAACCUUUUUCAAGCAGAACGAUUACAUAAACUUUGAAACGAUAUCAAACGGAGUAAGAAUGAGUUUCAAAUUCACAAAAGUUCCCAACUUUUACAUCAUCGACAACAAAGAGUGCUACGCUGUACGUUUCUGUUUCAACUACUUCAAUCUGCUACAUCAAUUUUACUACUACGCGAUACAAUUGUUAUUCGACUAGUAUACGUAAAUUCGACAAGAGUAAAACCCCAAAUUUUUACCAUAGAUAAUACAUAUAUAUAUAUAAAUACAAUACUAUAGUAUUUAUUUAAUUCACAGACGGAAAUGAAAAUCGAGGGAUUAAAAGUAGGAUCGGUUACUUUAGCCACUGAAAACGUGUUGAACGUAAAGUUGCAUAGUUCCGAGAAGUGGUCGCAUGUCAGGAACUUGAAUUUUCUGAUGCCGCCGGAAACGAACGUGAAAAAAGUGUCGGUCGAGGUACU